GGAGGCGAUAGUCCAAAUUUUUUUGCAUAUCCUUUGGCUCGUCGUGAUUGUCCUGUAAACCCGAAUCGUCCUUCGAAAACUUGCGGCUUAUCAAGCAGUUGUUGGCGUGAAGGUGCUACAAAAAUCGUGUAACAAAUAUCCGUCUUCAAGUGCAUUUAGGAGGCGGAUUUGUGGACGUCCGGGAGACCAGGACAGCGGACUUUCCUUUGUUCUUCUUGUGUGUGGCGUGAUCGUCCUGAGGAGGAGACAUGCAAAACGUACUGAACACGGUUAAAGGAACGGCCCUUGGUGUGGCCGAAUACUUGACACCCGUUUUAAAGGAAUCUAAAUUCCGGGAAACGGGUGUACUGACACCGGAGGAGUUUAUUGCUGCCGGUGACCAUCUGACGCACCACUGUCCAACCUGGUCCUGGGCCAUCGGCGAUGAAAGCAAAAUCAAACCUUAUCUUCCUAAAGAUAAACAGUUUCUCAUCACACGGAAUGUCCCAUGCCGGAGACGCUGCAAACAGAUUGAGUUCGUGGGAGAAGAGAACAUGGUCGAGGAGAAUGACCCGGACGGCGGAUGGGUAGAGACACAUCACUACAACGCGGAUGAGGCGGGCGGAAGUGCGGGAUUAGAGGAUAAAGUGUGCGAGAUGAAACUGGACAGUUCACGUAUCGAGGACGAACCUGCAGCGGAUAUGGAUGAUCCAAGCAAUCUGGACGGAGACGACGGUGACGAUGAUGAUGAAGAUGGUGGAGCCGCGCUCGAUAUGGAUGAGUUCGAGGAGAGUGGGCUGCUCGAUAUGGUCGAUCCGUCGAAUGCACUGCUACCGGCACCGAAUGAAAAGAAGACGGCGGCCGAAGGCGCUUCUUCACCGGAGGUAGAAGGUGAUUCCGUCGUCCGUACGCGAACGUACGAUCUGCACAUCACCUACGACAAGUACUACCAAACGCCCCGCCUGUGGGUAAUCGGAUACGAUGAAAAUCGCAAGCUGCUAACUGUCGAGCAGAUGUACGAUGACGUCAGCCAGGAUCAUGCAAAAAAGACCGUCACCAUGGAGACGCAUCCCCAUAUACCGGGACCGAACAUGGCUUCGGUGCAUCCGUGCAAACAUGCUGAUAUUAUGAAGAAAAUCAUUCAAACCGUGGAGGAAGGCGGCGGCGAGCUGGGAGUGCACAUGUAUCUGAUCAUAUUUCUUAAAUUCGUGCAAACCGUCAUACCGACUAUUGAGUAUGACUUUACCCAGAACUUUAACAUCAACAACCACAAGUAGAGAACAGGGACCUCUUGUGGCAAGCAAACUUUCAGGAAGUUAAUGGUAAAUGGGGUAUAGUGAUUAAGUAUCCAGAAGCAUAUGUUGUUGUAGUUUGAGACGGGGCCUGUCGCUUCUGCCGCUUUGACUCAACCCAGACUCAACACCGCUAGCUUUCGAUGGAGACCAGCAAAUGAUAUUUCCCACGACAAAGCAAGAGGCACAUCCGCAUCGCAAACAGUCCUACUGUGCGCAGUGGUAGAGCAUAAAUAAAGCUAAUCGCAGAGAGAAGCCAAUCGGCUUCGGCCGAGAACAGAA
Messenger RNA from Anopheles darlingi, 1553 nucleotides. RefSeq names its product ubiquitin-like-conjugating enzyme ATG3 (gene Atg3). Lineage: Eukaryota; Metazoa; Arthropoda; Insecta; Diptera; Culicidae. The coding region runs from base 249 to 1256 and encodes 335 amino acids. The record is from RefSeq and is a predicted model, not a curated record. The transcript is spliced from 5 exons. Gene Ontology annotation, biological process: autophagosome assembly; nucleophagy; autophagy of mitochondrion. Gene Ontology annotation, molecular function: Atg8-family ligase activity. Gene Ontology annotation, cellular component: cytoplasmic ubiquitin ligase complex; cytosol.